Giardia duodenalis is the source of this 1749-nucleotide messenger RNA. RefSeq names its product tRNA-splicing ligase RtcB. The record is from RefSeq and is a predicted model, not a curated record. Gene Ontology annotation, biological process: RNA processing; DNA repair; RNA repair. The transcript has a single exon. The coding region runs from base 1 to 1749 and encodes 582 amino acids. Gene Ontology annotation, molecular function: manganese ion binding; RNA ligase activity; DNA ligase activity. Lineage: Eukaryota; Fornicata; Diplomonadida; Hexamitidae.
AUGACAUCGCUACCAUCCAAUGUUAAGAUCUUUGCCGAGCAGCCAGAGGACGGCACGAUUGCAAUGUUGAAAGAACUGGCGAAACUCCCCUUUUUUGUCAACCAACCGAUAAGGGUCAUGCCGGAUUGUCAUUCAGGCAAAGGAACAAUUGUGGGAUUCUCCGCGCCUUACGAUACCUGUAUUAUUCCUAGCAUCAUAGGCGUCGAUAUAGGGUGUGGAAUGUUUGUCAUACGGCUCCCCAAUAAACUAUUAGAACCAUAUGAGGGGAAGAUCAGUGACCAAUCGUUCUUGAAGAACUUAGAUGAGAUUGUACACAAAGAAGUCCCAGCAGGAUAUUAUGGAAAACAUGCCGUUCCUGGGGGUCCCACUGGAUUCCAUCAAGACGUUUCGGAAGCCCGGUUUAAGCGAAUGCUAUCACAUCUCUUGCCGUGCCUGUCCAAAUACUGUCCAGAGGCAUCUGGACUACUUAGCUAUGACGACUUUGUUGCCGAAUUCGAAUACUGGCAUGACUAUCUGGACUUGAGGUUUACGUUCCAUAGUUUGAUGAAGUGCUGUGGGACUUUAGGCUCUGGGAACCACUUUGUCGAGCUUGAUUCGGCAAAGAGCGGUGAAGGUUACAUAGUUGUCCACUCUGGCAGUAGAGGUCUUGGCGGGGCCAUCGCGUCCAAGUUCAUAUCUGCAGCGGAGAUUGUCACAAAGGUUCUUUUGGGGAUAGAGCCAGCUGAGCUCCUGGUGAAUGAUACAUCCCCUUUCUUUAAGCUCCUGUUCAACAAUCUUCAGGCAUUGAAGAAGAUGCCUACUGAGUUAUCGGCCGAGAAUCCCGGUCUCACCUUACCUAUUUCUGCUGAGGAUAAAAAGGCAUUCUAUUUGAAGUUGCGGGAUGAGAUCCAAGAGGAGCUAAAACAGGAUGCUUCCGCCCAAGCGUUGCCUGUCAAAGAGUACAAGGCCGAGCUCACGCGCCGAAUCAAUGCCCGAGCUGUGGAGUAUCUAAGCCGCUGCAAACUCGUUGCGUCUUCAUACGACUACCUUAGUGUCUUUCCUUUAGGCACUACUGAAGAAGACAUAGAAGCGUACAAAGCGAUACUAGUGAAGAACCCUAAUGUCGCGUGUCUUUACCAGUCUUUAGGAGCCGAGGACUAUCUUCGCGCCAUGAAGUUUUGCCAAUUGUUUGCGAAGCUGAACCGUCUAGUCAUAGCCUUUAACAUAUAUUGCUCUCUUUCUGGUAUACCCGUCCAGGCGCGUGGAAUUUGGGACGACGACUUUGAUCCUGGCAUCCGUGCUCAGGCAAUUGCUACAUUCAUGGAUUCGCUAUUUUACACAGAUUGCAUUCAUAAUUACAUUGACUUACAAUCUAAAAUAAUGCGCAAGGGGUCCAUUCGAGCAAACAAGGACGACAUUCUUAUUAUCCCCAUGAAUAUGCGAGAUGGUAUCCUCGUUUGCAAGGGUUUAGGAAACCCAGAUUGGAACUGUACGGCACCCCACGGCGCAGGUCGAAUAAUGUCACGCAUAGCAGCAAAGCGGAGCAUCAAGCUGGAAACGGUCAUCGAGCAAAUGAAGGGCAUUUACUCAACAUGCCUGCAGCAAGAGGUUAUUGAUGAGGCCCCGGAUGCAUAUAAGCCCGUGGCCCACAUCACAAAGCAUAUUCAAGGAACAUGUACAAUCAUCGACCAGUGGAAGCCCCUUUGGAACUUCAAGGGGAUGGAUUGUGUCUUUGAGUCCAAGAAGGAGGGGAACGAUAACAUGCACUAA